GUAAAAGAAGCAAAGAUCAGUUUGCAGUACUUCUGAAUAACAACUGAAAGACACAUCUGAUGAAGUUCCUGAUCUUGAGAUGAACAGACAAAGAAGAAAAACAGAGAACCAGAACAAGGCUGGAGAGAGAGGACAGUGGGCCAGUAAAACAGAAUAUUUGCUGGUCGUUGCAGGAAAUGUGGUCGGCCUGGGCAACGUGUGGAGAUUUCCUUACCUCUGCUACAAGAAUGGUGGAGGGGCCUUUCUGGUGCCAUAUGGUCUGCUAGCUGUGGUGUGUGGGAUACCUCUGUUCCUACUGGAGAGCUCAGUUGGUCAGUACACCCAGGAAGGAUUCGUCACCUGUUGGAGGAAGGUGUGUCCACUUGCACAAGGAAUUGGAUAUGGACAAUUGGUGAUAAAACUUUACGACUUCAGCUUCAUAUUAAUACAAGUCUGGGCUCUCUUCUACUUGGUGUUCUCAUUUGGAGCCCAUGUGCCCUGGGCCACCUGUGACAACACCUGGAAUACAGCGAACUGUAUGAGUCCUAACAUUUUGGAUUCCCCCUCAUUAAAUCUGACCGCAAAUCUCACCAUGCCGAAAAACAUCACCUCUGCUGCUACUGAGUUCUGGGAACGGCGGGUGCUGGGCAUGUCUGGAGGCAUUGAGGAGCUGGGCAGUGUGAGAUGGGAGCUGGCUUUGUGUCUUCUGGCCUGCUGGGUGUUCUGCUACUUCAGCAUCUGGAAAGGAGUCAGAUCUUCUGGAAAGGUAGUGUACUUCACUGCCACGUUCCCCUAUCUGAUGCUUCUGAUACUGCUCGUCCGGGGUUUUACUCUACCUGGAGCUUGGGAUGGGAUCUACUACUACCUGUAUCCAAACUUGAACCGCCUGGCUAGCCUUCAGGUCUGGAUAGAGGCAGGAUCUCAAAUAUGCUUCUCCUACAGUCUGACCGCAGGGACUCUGAAUGUACUGGGCAGCUAUAAUGACUACAACAACAACUGUUAUACGGACUGCUUCUGGCUCUGUCUACUGAACAGUGGGACCAGUUUUGUUGCUGGAUUUGUCGUCUUCUCUGUACUUGGAUUCAUGGCUCAGAAACAAGGUGUUACUGUCGACACUGUGGUCGAAUCAGGUCCAGGUUUGGCCUUCAUUGCUUACCCUCAGGCAACAGCUAUGAUGCCUUUCCCACAGUUCUGGACUGUCUGUUUCUUUCUGAUGCUUAUUCUUCUGAGUGUUGACACACAUUUUGUGACAGUGGAGUGUUUUAUCACCUCAAUAAGCGACUUGUUCCCAAAGUUGUUUCGUAAACCAGGAAGACAUGAGAUGCUCGUCCUUUUCAUCUGCUCAUUGUUCUUCCUCAUACAUCUGCUGUUAGUCACUGAGGGAGGGAUUUACAUAUUCCAGCUUAUUGAUUAUUAUGGCAUGACCAGAUCUUGUCACUAUUUCAUGGCUUUAUCCGAGUGUCUGGCUCUGGCCUGGACUUUUGGUGCUGAUCGUGUAAUUAACAUUAUUGAGGACAUGACAGGACAGAGACCAUGUGUUCUCUUUAAACUGUGCUGGAAAUACAUCAUUCCUCUGCUGUCAAUGAUUUCCUUAAUCCUGUACCUGGUUGAUUACAAACACCUCAGGAUUAAUGACUGGUACGUUUACCCUGACUGGGCGUAUGCACUGGGAUGGACCAUGACACUCUCCUCUGUCCUCAUGGUGCCACUGUGGGCAGCUGGACAGAUGUGUACGACAGCAGGAACCUUCAGACAGCGUUUGUCUGUCCUUUGUCGUCCUGCUGAAGACCCAACUCGGCAGAGGAGAGACAUAGGAGACGAGCAACCUGAAGAUAUCUGCAGUGACAACUUAGUGUCACCUGCACUGCAAAGUCAUAAUAACUAG
Anoplopoma fimbria (sablefish) is the source of this 1864-nucleotide messenger RNA. RefSeq names its product sodium- and chloride-dependent betaine transporter-like. The record is from RefSeq and is a predicted model, not a curated record. Gene Ontology annotation, cellular component: membrane. Bases 80 to 1864 code for a protein of 594 amino acids. NCBI's taxonomy places the organism in Eukaryota, Metazoa, Chordata, Actinopteri, Perciformes, Anoplopomatidae. The transcript has 14 exons. Gene Ontology annotation, biological process: sodium ion transmembrane transport.